AUGAAGCUUCUGGUCGCUUCACUCUGUAUCGUCCUUGUGGGCGGGGCACCCGAUGGAUAUGGUAGUGGUGGUGGUGGAUCUUCGGGCGGCGGAGGAUUCUCAGGAGGAGGAGGAUUUUCCGGUGGUGGAGGAUUCUCCAGUGGUGGAGGAUUCUCCAGUGGUGGAGGAUUUUCCGGUGGAGGAGGAUUCUCCGGUGGAGGAGGAUGCAAUGCGGGAGAGAUUCUUCAUGUUGAUGGCUCCUGUGUCGUUCCCAUAAUCUCACGCAACGUAUUUGUCUAUGACGCACCCGAACAGCAGGAAGAAAGCGGUCCACCGCCAAGUAUUCCUCCACCAAGAAUCGACCACAACAUCCUAUUUGUCCGCGUUCCUGAGAAGGGAGCAGCACCUGAGCCAAUCAUCGUUCCUCCACCAAGGCAACAGAGCGUGGUGUACGUCCUGAACAAGGACGAUGGAGGAGGAGGACAGCAAGUGAUCGAAGUGACAGCUCCUCCACCGUCCAACCCUGAGGUUUACUUCGUCAACUAUGCUGAAGGAGAUAACCCUCAACUGCCCAUUGGAGUUGAUCUCCAGACUGCUCUCCAAGCAGCUGCCAACGGCGGAGGACAAGUCAUCGGUGGAGGCGGAUCAGGAGGAUUUGGCGGUGGUUCCGGUGGCGGAUUUGGCGGUGGUUCUGGUGGCGGAUUUGGCGGUGGUUCUGGUAGCGGAUUUGGCGGAGGUUCCGGCGGCGGAUUUGGCGGUGGUUCCGGCGGUGGAUUUGGCGGUGGUUCCGGCAGUGGAUUUGGCGGUGGUUCAGGCGGUGGUAAUGGGCUUGGCGGUAACUAUAGUCCUCCAGCUCCCUCAAGUGUAUAUUCUGGUCCCUAA
Messenger RNA from Penaeus indicus, 861 nucleotides. RefSeq names its product loricrin-like. NCBI's taxonomy places the organism in Eukaryota, Metazoa, Arthropoda, Malacostraca, Decapoda, Penaeidae. Bases 1 to 861 code for a protein of 286 amino acids. The transcript is spliced from 3 exons. The record is from RefSeq and is a predicted model, not a curated record.